This is a messenger RNA of Pseudophryne corroboree (corroboree frog), 996 nucleotides long. Its product is annotated as olfactory receptor 5AP2-like. The transcript has a single exon. Lineage: Eukaryota; Metazoa; Chordata; Amphibia; Anura; Myobatrachidae. Gene Ontology annotation, cellular component: membrane. Bases 1 to 996 code for a protein of 331 amino acids. Gene Ontology annotation, molecular function: G protein-coupled receptor activity; olfactory receptor activity; odorant binding. The record is from RefSeq and is a predicted model, not a curated record. Gene Ontology annotation, biological process: G protein-coupled receptor signaling pathway; sensory perception of smell.
AUGGACAUCAUAAACAAGACCGAGGUGAAGGUCUUUGUGUUUACAGGACUGACUGACAAUGGUAAACUUGCCCCAUUCCUCUUCAUACUCUUCUUACACAUUUAUAUGGUGACCAUACUGGCAAACAUUGGCAUGAUCGCAAUUAUCUAUCGCAACACAACCCUCCAUACUCCGAUGUACUUCUUCCUGAGCUACCUCUCUCUGGUGGAUAUAUUGUACUCUUCAGUAAUAACUCCUAAGAUGAUUCAUGACCUUAUUUCUGUAAAUAAGACCAUCUCAUUCAAUGGCUGUGCUCUACAGUUUUAUUUCUUUGCUGCCUUAGGAUCCACUGAGUCUUUUCUUCUCUCCAACAUGGCGUAUGACCGGUAUGCCGCUAUCUGCCACCCACUCCACUAUGUGUACAUAAUGACUAAGAAGAAAUGUCUCUCUCUUGUUUUCCUUGUCACCUCCAUGGGCUUCCUGCAGUCUGCAGUGCAGACCAGUUGUGUGUUCAGUCUCAGGUUCUGCAGGUCCAACCUAAUAGACUAUUUCUAUUGUCACACACCUUCAUUACUCAGACUGUCCUGCUCUGACACUUUCUCCUGUGACAUGGUAACUGUGUACAUUAUAGGUCCUACUGGCUCAGCUUGUUUGAUUAUUAUACUGGUCUCAUACAGUCUCAUUAUUUCUUCCAUUUUACGGAUUAAAUCUGCAGAGGGCCGGCAGAAAGCAUUCAGCACCUGCUCCUCGCAUCUCAUGUGCAUCUGCAUCUUCUUUGGGGCAGUUAUGUCCACCUACCUACACGCUCCUUCCAGUGCCUUUGAGAAACUAGACAAGGUGGGCUCUGUUCUUUAUUCAGUGGUGACCCCAAUGCUGAACCCAUUGAUUUACAGCCUGAGGAAUCAAGAGGUGAAAAGAAUCAUUAUGCGAGUAAGGCACAAUCUUUCUUCUGUAGCUAAAACUUUGUCAAACAUUAGACUUCAUGCUGGGGCUCUGCUAGUAAUAUUUAGAAAAUAA